AUGUCCGCCAUCAUGCGACCAGACGCACCAUUCGAGUUUCAGCUCUCCAGACACAAAGGCUAUGGCCUCUUCGCCACUCGAGACAUCAAGGCCGGCACUCGCGUCAUCUGCGAGAAGGCCCUGAUCGCCACACCCACUGUCGACACCAUUGACACCAUUGUCACGCAACUCGAAGCCAUUAGUCCAGAACAGCGCGAACUCUACACCGAACUGUCCUACCACAAGCGCGCAGUCAACACCAAGCAGCGCAGUGUCCUCCGUAAACAUCUCGCCACACAGCACCAGUACACUGGUAAAGCUCUCGAUGCCGCACUCGAGGACUACGUUAAGAUGGCCGCCAUCUACUUCACCAACGCUGUGCAGAUGGGUGGUAAGGCACAGUGGGGCGCCGGUUUGUUCCUGACGUACAGCCGUGUCAACCACUCGUGCCGACCCAACCUCGCCAAUACCUACAAUGCCACACUCGGCAUGUUGACCGUCCACGCCACUCGAGACAUCAAGGCUGGGGAAGAGCUCACGACGACCUACAUCCUCAACGUCCGCACCAAGGAGCAGCGCCAGGAACAGCUCCAGACAGGGUGGGGCUUCAAGUGUCAGUGUGAGCUCUGCACCGGCCACGACAAGGAAGUCGCAGCCAGCGAGAUACGUCGCGAACGCAUGUUCGAAAUCGACCAAGGCCUCGCCAUCUUCGAAAACAACAACCCCCUCAUCCGCUCCCACGCCCCCGGCUCCUUCCCCAAAUCCACCCUCGAAGCCCUCGCCUGGUCCGAAGAACUCGUCUCCCUCCUCAAGCAGGAGCAGAUCUUCGGGAUGGACCUGGCUCAGACAUACCGCGAGUGCUCGAAGUACAGUCUCGCCGAGGGGCUGUAUUCGAAAGCGAUAGGCUAUGCGAAGGCGGAGCUCGACGUGGAGAAGGUUUGUGUAGGGGAGGAGACGGAGCAUUUGAAGGAGGGGAUGGAGGGGGCGGUGUUUUGGAUGAGGCAUUUGGAGAAUUUGGGGAAGGGGGAGAUGGUGAGGAUGAGGAUGUGUGAGAAGAGGAAUAAGAAAGAGGUGCAGAAGGCGGAGAGGAAGAAGGCGAAGAAGGGGGGGGGAUGGGGGCAGGUGAGGAGUGUUUGA
Fulvia fulva is the source of this 1116-nucleotide messenger RNA. RefSeq names its product SET domain-containing protein 5. Gene Ontology annotation, molecular function: protein binding. NCBI's taxonomy places the organism in Eukaryota, Fungi, Ascomycota, Dothideomycetes, Mycosphaerellales, Mycosphaerellaceae. The record is from RefSeq and is a predicted model, not a curated record. The transcript has a single exon. The coding region runs from base 1 to 1116 and encodes 371 amino acids.